Molecule: messenger RNA, 1337 nt
Organism: Mangifera indica (mango)
Lineage: Eukaryota; Viridiplantae; Streptophyta; Magnoliopsida; Sapindales; Anacardiaceae
Product: actin-related protein 2/3 complex subunit 2B
Exons: 10
Coding region: 43-1140 (365 amino acids)
Biological process (GO): Arp2/3 complex-mediated actin nucleation; actin filament polymerization
Cellular component (GO): Arp2/3 protein complex; actin cytoskeleton
Molecular function (GO): structural constituent of cytoskeleton; actin filament binding
Source: RefSeq, a predicted model, not a curated record
AUAACUUCAAACUCAAUUUCACUGCAUUACUCACUUUGCAGAAUGGCUUGCUUUCAAAGGGCUUCUCCAUCUCUCAAGAAGAUCCUGCUCCGAUUAUAUUGUGCUGAAAAACCCAUAGAGAUUGAUCAUCACUUGCAUGAAUUUGGGUCUGUAGAAUACCACAUUCAGUCUUCGGUGUCAGAUCCACAACAUGCCUACUUGUCAAUAUCAACCCCAUUUCUGUCUCAACAGUCUUCGGUGUCACAUAACACAUUGGAGAUGGUGAAAAGAAUUUCUCCUCAUGCUGUGGAGAUCAUUGAACCAGCAAAAGAGGGCUACCAGCUUACUCUAAGACUCAACUUUUCUAAGAUUCCAUGUGGUAAAGAUUCGGUGAAGGUAAUAACAGAUAUUUCCACUAUUCAAGCAACAAUAUUAAGCUCUCAGCUGAAAGAAAUGUUGUGGAAUGUCAACUCUGGAGCUGCAUCCCAGGGAAUGUACCAACCGAUCAAACUCAUGUAUCACCCCAGAGAACCUUUCUAUGUCAUAAAAAAGCCACAAAAAAUCACGGCAGUAUUUCCAAUUCGUUUCAAAGAACAUUCAGAAGUGGUUAUUGCUACAGCAUUCUUUCAGGAACUUAUGGAUAUGGGUAGCUCGGAGAAAUGGGCUAAAGCACCUUCCUGCUGCUGGUCACCAAUUCCUCCACCAGAACUGAGAGGGGAACCUAUCGAAGAUUUGAGUACGAAUGGAGGCUUUGUCACUUUUGAUAUUUUUCCACGUCACAUUGAAGGUAAAAGAUUAGACAAGACAGUCUGGAGCCUACUUAACUUCAAUGCUUAUGUGAAAUACCAUGUAAAGUGCACCAAAGGAUUCAUACAAAGAAGGAUGAGAAAGCGUUUGGAAAGUUUGGUUGAGAUUCUGCAGAAGGCAAACUUAUCAGAAGAAGAGCAUACAGGAAAGGUUCAAGUGAAUAAAAGAUUUAGGUAUGUGAGAAAAUUGAUCAGAUUUCCAAAAUCUAAAAGCCUCAAGCACAGAUGCAGUGAAUUUACAAGGAAGAUCAUGAGAAUCCGUCUCCGAAUAAAAAUCCAUGGAUUUAGAUGUUUUCGUAAACGAUGGUUGGCAUUCCCAAAUACCCCUUCAAUGGGAUAUGCCAAACUGGAAUAAUGUAUUCUCUAUAUUUACCCAGAAGCAUGUUUGUUUUACAAUUAGAACACUGCAAUGUGUGCCAUUUAUCAACUCCUUGUACUUCUUUGACUGUAACAAAAAAGUAUCAGUGUGCUUGAUUAAUUCAUCAUCAAUUCCAAAAUGUGUCACUGUAAGUUCUUCAAACCAUAAAACAGAAAUUCUUAGUUUAUCACAAA